ACUGUCGGCUUCAACCAAGCAAAGUCCAUCCUCCCCAACAUCCCCCCUUCUCUCUCUGUCUCUCUGUGGUUCAUUUUAUUUUUUUUUUUGUUUUUUUUUUUUGGAAAAAAUCAAUAAUACUAUAUUCAUUAAAGCGUGAUAAUAGCCUAAGAUACUGAUAAUCCGGAGCUGGAUUUAGCUUGUGAAGUUGCUUAUUCAAGUUUAGUGAAGGAGAAGCCCGUGGACCGUGGUCAUGAUUGCAGGAUAAAUAUGGCAACUGCUGAUUUUCAUAGGGUUUCGGUGCGCAUCAAAUUCCGAAAAAGCCGCGUCUGAUUUGAACUUAAGGAUUAAAAGACAAGCUGUUGCAUCCUGUUGAAGGGUCACACCAUCUAUGUGAUUUGCAUUUGAUAAGGUGUGGUGUAGACAAACUUUUAUGCCUCAUCUCACGCCAAAAGUGUGAGGCUUGAGGCUUAACUAAGGGCUUGCUUAUUUGGUGCAUGCGACGUCGACAGCAAACUAGAGGAAUCACAGACUUGGAUAUUGGCGUUACAUUGAGUUUUGCGUUUGUUUUAUAAUGGCACACCUUGCUGCGAAUCAGUUAGCUGGAGGGAUCCCACCCACAGGGUCUCCGAAUGAAGCUUUGUAUAAAGAACUUUGGCAUGCCUGUGCUGGACCACUUAUCAGCGUUCCUCGUGAAAAUGAACGAGUUUAUUACUUUCCGCAAGGUCACAUGGAACAGCUCGAAGCAUCUACACAUCAGGGAUUGGAUCAGCAACUUCCUUCGUUCAACUUACCCAGUAAAAUCCUUUGCAAAGUGAUGAAUGUUCAACUUCGGGCUGAACCAGACACAGAUGAGGUGUAUGCUCAAAUAACGCUUCUUCCCGAACACGAUCAAAGUCCAGUCACAAGUCCUGAUCCUCCUCUACCAGAGCCUGAAAAGAGCACUGUUCAUUCAUUUUGUAAGACUCUCACUGCUUCUGAUACCAGUACCCAUGGUGGAUUCUCGGUGUUAAGAAGGCAUGCCGAUGAUUGUCUGCCCCCACUGGAUAUGUCUCAACAACCACCGUGGCAGGAGUUGGUGGCUUCUGAUCUUCAUGGGAAUGAAUGGCAUUUCCGUCACAUAUUCCGAGGUCAACCACGGCGUCACUUAUUAACUACUGGCUGGAGUGUGUUUGUCAGUGCAAAAAAACUGGUUGCUGGAGAUGCUUUUAUCUUCCUAAGAGGGGAAAAUGGGGAUCUCCGAGUAGGUGUACGCAGGCUUAUGAGACAAGCAAACAACAUGCCAUCUUCUGUUAUAUCAAGUCACAGCAUGCAUCUUGGGGUUCUUGCAACUGCCUCACAUGCCAUCUCGACUGGAACCUUAUUUUCAGUCUUUUAUAAACCAAGGACUAGUCGAUCUGAAUUUAUAGUAAGUGUUAACAAGUAUCUGGAAGCUCAAAAUCUCAAGCUGUCAGUAGGGAUGAGAUUUAAGAUGAGAUUUGAAGGUGAAGAGGUACCUGAAAGAAGGUUCAGUGGGACUAUCGUUGGCGUUGGAAAUAACAAUGCUACUUCUCGAUGGCCUGAUUCUGAGUGGAGAUCUCUGAAGGUCCAAUGGGAUGAACCUUCGGCCAUAGUACGUCCAGAUAGAGUUUCAGCAUGGGAAAUAGAACCCCUAGUUGCAGCAAUUCCUCCAAACCCACAGACUCAACAAAGGAAUAAGCGGGCACGACCCCUUGUUUUGCCUUCGCCAGCGCAAGAUCCAUCUCCACUUUGUAUCUGGAAGUCAACAGUUGACUCCCCAUCAGCAUUUGCCUGUAGUGAUCCAUCACGUGGUCAAGACACGUUUCAAUCGCCAAAGAUCAGCGAUGGAACCAAAAUUAGUGGAAUCAAUUUUAGUAAGAACUUGGUACCGGUCUCUAGCAAGUCUGUAUACCAGCCUAGUCAAGUAGAAACUGCUGCAGAGUCAUUUGCUCCCCCCAGUGAAAAAAGGCAGGCAAAUGGCUGCAGGCUGUUUGGAAUCGAGUUGCUUGACCAUUCUUCUAUUGAAGCUACAUCACCAGCCAUUCAAUCUGAAACAGCUAUUGAGGAUUCUCAUGUUCCUCUGUAUGCUGAUUAUGAUCAACAUUCUGAACCAUCAGACCGUAACCCAUCUCACGCUCCCUCAGCCAGUUGUGAUCCUGAUAAGUCAUGCCUUAGAUCCCCUCAUGAUGCACACAACAGGCAAAUCCGCAGCUGCACAAAGGUUCACAUGCAAGGAAUUGCUGUUGGCAGAGCAGUGGACCUGACUAGGUUUGAUUGCUAUGAGGAUCUGCUCAAGAAAUUCGAAGAGAUGUUUGAAAUUAUAGGGGAGCUCUCUGGUUCAACCAAGAAAUGGCAAGUUGUCUACACUGAUGAUGAGGAUGACAUGAUGAUGGUUGGAGAUGACCCAUGGCAUGAAUUUUGCACCAUGGUAAAGAAGAUAUAUAUAUACUCAACCGAGGAAGCGAAGAGGCUCUCCCCCAAGAUAAAGCUUCCCCUGGCAGAGGUCAAAUCCGAGAAACUCCUGUCUGAUGGAGCUGCGGGCACUGAAGAACAGUCUUCAACUGUUGGAUCUGGUUACUGAUGGAGUCUUGCCUACGUUCGAGUUGCAAUAAGGUUGAAAGUUCUCCGGGAAAGGUUAAUGACGAUGGAGACGAUACCAACAUUUGACCAGCAAUUUUGUUUCUAAGCUGCCAAGAUGCCACAAAAUACAUAUUUUGUAAUUCUUGAUUCCAAGUGUAGCAAGUUGUACUCACUAAACCCGAAAUAAUAUUGAGUGCUCGUUCUUCCGUGGA
This is a messenger RNA of Salvia hispanica, 2771 nucleotides long. The record is from RefSeq and is a predicted model, not a curated record. Lineage: Eukaryota; Viridiplantae; Streptophyta; Magnoliopsida; Lamiales; Lamiaceae.